GACACAUAUGCACAGCGCCCUCUUUGGAACAACAAAUAUGGCAGCGCCCACGGAACCGACAUGACCGUGAUUUGUGUUAAUGAUGACGCAUGCACCUUCACUGCCAGAUGUCAAGAUACCUGCAGCGAAUUCAAGUCAACCUGCAUUGGUUACAUGCCUGGCUUCGUAGAGGUGUCUUUGGACGGCACAGGCCCGCAACGAUGGAAAAUCUGGACGUCCUGUACAAGAGCUCCAACUUCAUUGUCGUGAAUAAGCAUUAUGAUGUCAAGAUCAAUAGCGAUGACAGCAGUGACAAGAUCACCGUGGCAACGCAGCUCGCUCAUCGGUUUCCUGAGUUGGUGGAUGCAAGCGUCGCUCAUCAAUUUCGGUUUGUUCACCGUAUAGACUACUCCACCAGUGGAGCAUUGUGCGUCGCAUUGAACAAAAAGGCGUCGGCCGAUGCUGUGAAUAAGUUCAAGAAGCGUCAAGUCACCAAGUGUUACUAUGCUUUGUUGAGAGGUCAUGUUCGAGAUGACUUCCUGCGAAUCGACAAGCCAGUCUAUGCCAAUCCCCAGGAGGGCUAUACGCAUAUGAUGUGCGCAGUAGAUGACUCCGGCCCGGGCCACUCAUCAGACGAUGUCAGGGUACUAUCUGCAGUCACUGACUUGUAUGUUGUACAGCGGGGCCUGUAUGAUGGGCAACCAGCAAGCAAAGUGCUUCUCAAACCACAGACAGGAAGGAGGCAUCAACUGCGUGUGCACUGCUUGAGUCUCGGCCACCCGAUCGUCGGCGAUUACACGUACAGUUACCGGCGGGAUGUCAAGCCGUACCGCAUGAUGCUACACUCACACAGACUCAUCAUUCCAGCCAAAGGGGAGACCGUGGAUGUUGUGGCCCCGGAUCCGUUUGUGCCAGAGGUGGACCCACUGUGGCAACCCCUCAGUGAAAGUGGAAUCUCCCAAGAUGCAGACGAAUCUCCGAUUCAUGAAACUGUCCGAGUUGGUGCGGACACGGGAUGUCAUUUUGAGGAGCAGAAACAGAGCAGGUGACAGCGGUACGAAUACAACCUCAAAAUUUCUAACGGCAGAUAUGGAGUUGGACACUGUCCAGCGCAUCAUUGGCUGACUGACCUGUGACCCAGGGGUCAACUUGACUUAAAUAUCCACGCAUGAGUUUGUGGGUACACCUGUGGUCCAAUGGUUACAGUGUUCGCGAUCGACUUGUGUGGCGUGGCACGUGGGUUCAAAUCCUGACGGGGAACAUGGUGCUUGUGCUCUUGAGCAAGGCACUUUACCAUUAUCGCUUCGUCUUUUGGAUGGGACGUUAAGCCAUGGGUCCCAUGUGUUGUGUAAUGCACGUUAAAGAACCCAGUAACACUUAUUGCUAUAAGAGAAGGGGUUUGCCCCAGUGUUUCUGGCAGUGGCUGCAACAUGCGCUGUGGCACCUAAUGUAAACCAUUAUAAGGUUGCUACAUAAUGGGUCUCAUAUUUCUCAUAAACUUCAUUUCCCUGUCUUUAAAAAUAGACAUAAUUACCAGCGCCUUGAGCAUCUACAUUGUUGAUAGAUAUGUGCGCUAUAUAAGACUCGGGUAUUAUUAAUUACCCUAAGAAAUAUCUUUCAUGAGAAAGUGGGGGUUCUGAAAAGAACGGUGGUGAGAAUGGAGCGUGAUGUUUCAAACAGUUGGUUCUGAUCGUCCUCAGGAGACUGCUGGACUGGUGGAGCAUGCCCCAGAGAAAAAUUAGUCAGCCCCCUUUCUGAUAAAUAAGUUGGAAAUCAAUUUUGCAUUGAUGAGUUGGGGAACUUUCAAGGCACUAUAACCACUGAAUAUGAAGGAAUUUGAUUUUUGACCACAUGUUUUCACAAUGAUCGAGUAUUAGUUCUUUCACUUUUUAAAGGAAAUUAUAUUAAGGGAAAGAAUAUGUGCUUGGCCAGUUUUAAAUAAGUAUGCUUUAAACCGGCUUAGGGCCUGGAUGCAGACAUUAUCGACAAAAAGGUCCCAAGCCGAUUUGAAACAUACUUUUUCCAUACCGGCCAGUUUAAUACCGACCAAGCACAUAUUUAUUCCCAUUCAUAAAUACCUUUCGCUCAAAGAGUCAAAAUUUCAAACGAUUUUGUUCAACAAUUUUACUUCGUGUUUUGUGAAACACCCCUGUAGCUAUGUUUAUGGUAUGUGCCUCUUGCCAGUAGUACUAACAAUCUCCUUAUUUGGAGAUUGGCGAGGAUGUGGCGCGUACUGCCUGAUGUGGCGCAGAACGCAGUGGUGCCGGUGUAGUGUGACUUUAGGAUUAUAAAAUACGGACUCAUCGGUAGUAUUGUGCAUGCCUAUAAGUGAAGAUUGUGAACUUUCAACCUUAAAAGGGACCAGAUUUUGUAGAAAUACUUUUACCUACAUAACAUCUAAGACUCAUUUUUUGAGUUUCUCUGUCAUUUUUGCUCGGGUUAUUAAACAACAAAAAAAUAUUGGACCGUUCCUACAUGUAUCUCACGCCAAUAAGCAAGAAAACGCUCGUAUUGGUUUCUCUAUUAUUGUAAAAUAAACUUAAUCUAGAGGUAAUUGUUACUUGUGAAAAGUGCAAUGCAUUAUAAUAAAAGUUGAAGUUGAGAAUCAA
Messenger RNA from Patiria miniata (bat star), 2588 nucleotides. Its product is annotated as RNA pseudouridylate synthase domain-containing protein 1-like. The transcript is spliced from 5 exons. Gene Ontology annotation, biological process: pseudouridine synthesis. The coding region runs from base 90 to 1028 and encodes 312 amino acids. Lineage: Eukaryota; Metazoa; Echinodermata; Asteroidea; Valvatida; Asterinidae. The record is from RefSeq and is a predicted model, not a curated record. Gene Ontology annotation, molecular function: pseudouridine synthase activity; RNA binding.